Molecule: messenger RNA, 1315 nt
Organism: Hibiscus syriacus
Lineage: Eukaryota; Viridiplantae; Streptophyta; Magnoliopsida; Malvales; Malvaceae
Exons: 3
Coding region: 75-524 (149 amino acids)
Biological process (GO): lysosome organization; synaptic vesicle exocytosis; lysosome localization
Cellular component (GO): BORC complex; BLOC-1 complex; synaptic vesicle
Molecular function (GO): SNARE binding
Source: RefSeq, a predicted model, not a curated record
GUAGCAAUGUUCACAAGUCUGAUAUUAUACGAGUCCAAAGUAGUCUCGAUAAUUGCUUAAAAAAACUAAGAAAAAUGGAAAGCCAAAACCAGGGUUCAGAUCACAACGACGCCACCGUUAGCGGCGGUUCAGACCAACCAAUCCCUUCCGAUUCCUCAACGAAUCCAACCCCAAACCCUGAUUCUUCAUCCAACGAUGAUCCCAGCACCGAUGCUUUAGCCAAAGCGCUAUCCUUCAUGCUUACUUCUCUCGUCAAAGAUUUCGAUUCUAAAGCCCACGACACUCUCGCCAGUCAAGACCUCCUUAUUUCCUCAGUCGAUCGUCUUACCCGAGAGCUUGAUCAAUUACUAGAAGAUGCUCCGUUACUAUUCAUAAUUCAGCAUGCUGUCAAGUUUUCUAAUGUCAGAAAGAGAGUUUCCUCUUUGAAUUUGCUUUUGAAAUCCAUUCAGCGGCGUAUCGAUAAUAUAGACCGAAUGAUAUCCGUGGGAUUGCAACACGAGAAGACUGCCACAGAAGGUUCCUGACAACAUCAACAUUGGCUGUGUAUUAUUGGUAUGUUCUAAUCCCUUUUAUGGUUGAAACAUUUUAAAUGAAAAAGAUUUAUGUUCAGUUGAAGCAAUUGGAUGUUCUAAUUCCUAGUAUGUUUCUGUUUUAUUUCUUACAUAUCAAAUUCAUUUCAUAACUUCUAAACUGGCAUCAAUUUUACCUUGGCAUUAAAAGGACUUUAAAGUGAUAUCUGGAAGACCCGACUGUUAACUAUUUCAACCAAUGACAAGAGAACUUUGAACCAAGAUAUCUGGUAUUUAUUCUUCAAGUUUGAUUGUUCUUCUGAAGUAAAAUGAAUGAAAUUAUGAAAUAAGCAAACUUUUAUUGUAUUGCUAAAAAUCUUUCAGCCUCCAAUUGGCAAAUGAGUCAGUAGCUACUAGCUAGACUACGUGAACUAUAAGUGAGGAGAUAAUUAGUGACCUUAAUGAUGAAGACUAACAAUGUCAGAGUUGCGGAAAAUGUUUGAUUGGUUUAUGUGUCAGUGAGUUUUCGAACUUUAUCUAACUUGUUCUUAUGUAGACAGUGACAAAUUGGUUAAACUAUACCAUCUUUCUCAGUUUUUGAAAAUGAGUACUCUACAGUAGGAUGGCAUUUUGGGUGCAAGGGUUUCAGUUAUCAGAUUCUUUGCAAUUAAAUUAACAAUUUAAGAAUAUCCCAUUUAACAUUUAUGUAAUAUAUCAUGAAAUGCUUUGACCAAUAAGCCAGAGUUUUGACUGAAGUCUUUUCCAGUAUACUAGCUAAAACCAAACUGAGACAUAUAUCCAAAAAA